This is a messenger RNA of Cottoperca gobio, 4454 nucleotides long. RefSeq names its product zinc finger and BTB domain-containing protein 16-A-like. NCBI's taxonomy places the organism in Eukaryota, Metazoa, Chordata, Actinopteri, Perciformes, Bovichtidae. Gene Ontology annotation, molecular function: protein binding; DNA-binding transcription factor activity, RNA polymerase II-specific. Gene Ontology annotation, cellular component: nucleus. The record is from RefSeq and is a predicted model, not a curated record. Gene Ontology annotation, biological process: regulation of transcription by RNA polymerase II.
AUGAUGUUGCCUGGGCAGGACAGCCACACCUCAUGCGUGGGCUCGGCAAAGGUCCGAGUGGAUACGGGUCUGACAAACAUGGGUGUGCUCCAGCUCCACAAUCCCACUCACCCCGGCACGCUCCUGCAGCGGGCCAAUCAGAUGCGUUUGUCCGGAACCUUGUGUGAUGUCAUCAUCACGGUGGACGGGCAGGAGUUCCCGGCGCACCGCACCGUCCUGGCCUGCACCAGCAAAAUGUUCGAGAUCUUGUUCCACCGCAGCAGCUUACGCUACGCCCUGGACUUCCUGUCCCCCAAGACCUUCCAGCAGAUCCUGGAGUACGCCUACACCGCCUCGCUCCAGGCCACGGCCGAGGACCUGGAUGACCUGCUGUACGCCGCUGAGAUCCUGGAGAUAGAGUACCUGGAGGAGCAGUGCCUGAAGGUGCUGGAGACCAUCCAGGCGGAGGAGACCGAGGAGGUGUCGGUGAGGACUCACAGCUCCGCGGACCCCAGUGACCACAGCCGGGCCAGGCACUGGAGGCACAUGUUGAUGUCCAAGAAGCAUUCCAUACAGGACGGACCCAACCGCAUCAGUCCCACCGCUCUACACCACCUGGCGCUGUACCACAUGACGGAGGGGAACUCUCCCGGCACAAGGGCCCGAGGCGGUUCUGAUUUGAGCCCCAAGCUGGACACGGAGGUCGAUAUGGAGAGUUCCCAGCAGCCUCAGCGUCGCAGUGCAGAGUCAUCCCAAACCUUGUCUCUGGAUCCAGGCAGAAGAAUAAAAUCAGAGAGCAUGCAGGUAGAUGACGCCAGCGGCUGCGAGGGCAGGUCCUCCAGCGCCGGGGAGGGAAGCUGCAUGUCAGACCAUCCCAGAGACGACGGCCCGGGGACUCCACUGAGAGGCAGCGUGAUCACCAGCGCCCGAGAGAUGCACACAGGCCCCGAAGACGGAGGCCAAAUAGUGGGGAACUCUCUCGACUGUUUCCCCGGGAUCUCGGAGAAACAUCUGGCCUCCAUUUACUCUGUGCCCUCCAACCACACAGGGGAGGGGAUGCUGCCAGUGUCAGUUUCAGUGGCCCCGUCCCUGGGCGUCCCGCUGGAUCCGAGGGCCUACGGCGGCCUACUGCAUCAAGGCUUGUUGCACAGGGAGCUCCUCAGCAGGCUGGGCCAGUUUGCAGCAGGGAUGAGGCACGAGGGCCAGGCUCAAGGCCAGCAGUGUUGUAGCGAGUGUGGGCUUCAGCUACACAGCAGGCAGGCCAUGGAGCAGCACAGGAGGCUGCAUAACGAGGAGAAAGGCCACGGCUGUGAAUACUGUGGCAAACACUUCCAGGACAACAUGCGACUAAGGAUGCACAUGCUGUCUCACACAGCUCCUGCAGAGGCGCUGGUGUGUGAUCAGUGUGGAGCAACGUUCUCCUCAGAGGAUGCUCUGGAAGCCCACAGGCAAACACACACAGGGACUGACAUGGCGGUGUUCUGUCUGCUGUGUGCAAAGCGCUUCCAGACCCAGAAGGCCCUGCAGCAGCACAUGGAGGUCCAUGCAGGCAUGCACAGCUACAUCUGUAGCCACUGUGAGCGCCCUUUCCCCAGCCACACUACCCUCAAAAGACACUUGCGCUCACACACGGGCGAUCACCCGUUUGAGUGUGAAUUCUGCGGGAGCUGUUUCAGAGACGACGGCACGCUGAGGGGCCAUAAACGCAUCCACACAGGAGAGAAGCCUUAUGAGUGCAACGGCUGUGGGAAGAGGUUCAGCCUUAAACACCAGCUAGAAACUCACUACCGUGUACAUACAGGUGAGAAGCCAUUUGAGUGUAAGCUGUGUCACCAACGGUCCAGAGACUACUCGGCUAUGAUCAAGCACCUGCGCACUCACAACGGAGCGUCUCCGUACCAGUGCACCAUCUGCCAGGACUUCUGCCCGAGCCUGGCCGCCAUGCAGAAGCACAUGAAGGGCCACAAACCGGAGGAUGUGCCGGCGGACUGGAGGAUAGAAAAGACUUACCUGUACGUCUGUUAUGUCUGAGCAGGACUUGGACCCCACGCACGCACACGCACACGCACACGCACACACACACACACACACACACACACACACACACACACACACACACACACACACACACACACUAUCACUGUUGGGUGAAAACCUCGUAACUCCAGUGUUGCUGUUUUUUCUUGCUGAAAGAUUAUAUGUGUCUCUGUGGAUUUAAAAAAUUAUAUUUCAGACUCUUUUUGGAUAAACUGAAAAAUGCAUUGUGUGAAGUUGUCGGUCUGGGAGAUACAAGGUUUUUACCAGACAACAGAGACAUGCAAGCACGAAAACAAACGUGUGUACACACUGGGGCUGCAACUAAUGAUUAGUUUCAUUAUGAAUCAGAUAAUAUUUUACGACUAAGUGUUGAAUCAUUUAGUCAUGUCAUGUAGUCACAUUUUGGUGACAUCUUCAAAUAACCACUAUAAAACGGAGAAAAGCAGUAAAUUCUCACAUUUUACUGAAUAUUUAGUAUUUUCUCCCUGAAAAAAGACUCAAACACACAAAUGGUUGACAAUGAGUUUCCUGAGGACUUAUUGUUUCAGCCCUAGUGCACACACACACUCUCCACACACACACAGUUUUGAUAAUAACUGUAUCUGUAAUGGAUCCACUGUGGUUAAAGUCAACUGCUGACCUGUAUGUGUAGCAGGAGAUUGUUGAUUGAUUGAUUGAUUGAUUGCUAAACCAUCAGACAACCUGAGUCGUCUUCUAUGAUUGUGCAGUAGAUGUUGAAUAAAAAUUCCACAAAGGCUCGAUUGGCUGAACUUUGCAACAUUUUCUCUCCUAAACUCUCGUGACUUUUAUUUUCUGCUGUUGGAUUUUUGUUUUGGAGUUCUUUAUUUUCUGCAUGUGUUACUUGAAUGGCUGCCACGUUUUGACCUCAUAAGCUUGAUCUCUUUAAUUGCCUUGUCUUUUUUUUUGCAGUGGAUGUUAUUGUUUCGAGGUAGCUGGCUUACAAUUUGAGUUUAUCUUGCAAUGUAACCGGUUUUGCUAUUUAUAUGUUGUUUAUUUGUUACCAAAUAUGUGCUGGUUUUCAUCACGGUGUCUCUUGGGAUGAUUUCUAGUAGAGCGAGCUCUACCUCUCCUCACUUUUAAAUCUACUGCAAAUUAUUCAGUCAUCAGUAGUUUUUAAUUUUCUAACAAAUACAUAAUUUAAAUGGACAAGCAGUGUGGAAAAAAAACAGCCUCAACAUGGCUUUUAUGUGUAGUUUUUUAUCAGUAACUAUAUAUACAUGUCUUAUAAAAUCACAGAUCAGAAUUUUCUAGGAGGAAAUGAAAACAUGAAAAGAAGUUGCUGUUUUUUUUAUAAAAACAUGAAAAGAAAAUUCUGACAUUGAAUCACUAUGAGCAGGUUAUUGUCAGUUGUAGUGUAGCUGUAAUGUACAAAUUGUCAUGUUAUGUUAUUCCCUUAUGUGAGCCUAAAACAGGCCUUAUAGAUUUAAACAUGUUGUAUUUUUGUAUUACAGUAAUUUGCUAUCUGUUUACAUUUGGUAUGAUUUGAGAAACAUCUUAAUGUGUGUGUUUUAUAAGUCUCUGGUUUGAUCAAGAUCCCUCCCUUGUGCCUCUUUUAUAAGUAGAGCAUUGAUGUGCUUGAGUACAUGGGUCUGUGCUAUUGGUAGUUGUUUCUGGGUGUUUGUUUAUUGUUACUUAAUUAAAGAUAGACUGCCAUGUAGAUCCACUUUGUCUGAAAAAUUGCAACUGGAAGCAACAUACUGUGAUAGCGGCUGAUACUCAAGCGUGUACUUUUUACUUCACAAUUGCUUGAAACUUGCAUCAAAUUGUUCCCCUUCGAAGUGACAAUGGACUGAGGUCUUUGGAUGAAAACAGUGUGUACAGCAAAUCUUGGCGUCUGUGGGCAUUACCAAUGCCUUCUUAAGUAGCCAACAACACUCAGUGCCAUGAAAACACACAUUCACUGUAUCUAUUCUACAUGAACAUGCACUAUAAAUGGAUUUCCUUGGUGGACCAAAAGAAACAGAGCACUUUUGUUUGAAAAGGGUUUUUUUUUCUUUGAUCUUUCUAUGUUGUGAUAAUACAGAUGUCCUUUUAUUUGAUGUGUCCUAGAAGGAUGUGAUUAGCAUUGUUUAGAUUAUGUCAAUGUCUGUCUACCUCAGGGCCAGAUCAAAGCUCGACCUGGUAUCCAAUCAGGGUUGUUCUUCUUGCCAUGUGUGCAGUAAAAUCCCUCUUCAUUACAGCUUUGUAACACAGUGUGUGAAAGUGUUUUCUCAGUGUGGAUUCAGGCACAACUCUGUAUGCGUCAGUGUUCGGUGGCAUGGUUAAAAAAAGAAUAAAACAAUUUACUAUUUUAUGCAUCUUGUCUCAUUUGCCCACUGUUUCUGCUAUCUGCAUUCAAUGUUGAAAUUCUGUAUGCCAAUGUUUUCCAACAUUUUUUUUACAGAUGGUCUUCAAUUAAAACCAUCCGUCUUGUUCCA